Messenger RNA from Cinara cedri, 2603 nucleotides. The record is from the annotation of a GenBank genome assembly. NCBI's taxonomy places the organism in Eukaryota, Metazoa, Arthropoda, Insecta, Hemiptera, Aphididae.
AUGGCCGCGAAACGACGCGACGUUAUUCCCGGGACGCCGCCGACCGCGAUGGUACUGACCGCCGUCGCGGCGCUGUGCUCGUGCGGGCCGACCGCCGCCGCCGCGGGCCGGAACGACAUCCCGCAGACCUUUGCCGAGGCCUCGCGCGCCGCCCGCCCGACGGACGCCUUUUUGGCCGCCGCACCGCCGGACGCCUUCCUGACGGCCGGCCCGGGUGUCGCGGCCUACGGACCCAGUCUGGCCGACAUGUCGCAGUUCGUCGAGGCCGUCGAGAGCCGCACGCGGUACCCGCUGCCGGCCGGCAGCGGUGUUGUCGGCGCGUGGACAGAGCAGGUCAGCCGUGCUCUGUCCACGCUGCAGAUGACCGCCGUCCAAGGUGAGUUUCGCGAUAAGGAUGACAAUAAUCGUAACGGGUCGCGGGACAUUUUCUUUGUCGGUUUUUACAUUCUGAGAGGACUGGUUGUUGUUUUACAGAGAUUUUGUUUAGGUUCUGAGUGUAGUGACGGAUGUAUUGGUUUUACAGAGAUGUUUUUUUUUUUUCAUACUGCGUACAAAAAUUCUACCAGAAAUCUUGCUCCGAACUAUCAAAUAAACCACUUUUUCUAAAACGGAAUUUUCCCGGGGCGGUACUUUACGGAGGUGGUUUUUGAUUUUCCCAGGAGUUUUCCCAAAUAAUGGAUGGGCCACUGUUGUAGGUGAAAAGUUGAAAAGGUAGAGAGGACAAUUUAAUGUACUCGUAAAUCUGUACGCAACGAUUAAUCAUUGCUAACAAAAUACCAUUCUGAACGGAGUUCGGUUAAUAGUGUUGCUUAAAUAAUUAUAUUUAAAAAGUAAUGCUAAAAAUCUAUGUACUAAUUUUAUUACAAUAACGUUAUUUACGAUAGUAUAAUUUGAUCGUAAUAUCAGAAGUUAUAAAAAUAACGCAUUAAAAGUUUUUAGGUUACAUACAUAUUUUAUUAGUGCGUAUAAAUAUAUUUACAAAUAAAACACGGGUUAUAUUUACCAAUUAAAAAUAGAAAAAUGUCAAAUUUACAAUUUAAAAGUUGAAUCCGGUUGAUACGUUCCUUUGUUUUUAUAAAAUACGCGAUGAUUCGUCUUCUUCAAAUUUAAAACACAUUACAAACCGGGUUAAACAAACCGACACGAGCGUAAAACCUACUAAUUUCCACGCGUUUUAUUUAUAGUUGUCUAAAAUGAAUUACUAUCUGACAUGAUUACGGUAUCAAUUAAAGAAGUGCAGAAACACAUGAUGGAGUAGUUAGAAAGAUUGUUAAAUACAAGUACGUAACUGAAAACGAAUGUCGGACAGUAGCGUAAUUGCAUUGUGUUGGUAGACUAGGACAAAAAUGACUAAAUUUGGUAAAUUGAAUGACAAGGAAACGAGUCAAUUGUCGAUAAAAUAGUUUUCUCGUUUCAUUUGAAUUUGGUUUUUCAUUUAAUUUUAGAUAUUUCAGAUUUUCGUACUUACAAAGAAAUAGGUGCAUACCUAUUACGUUACAUCUGAUUACUUAUAUCUAUGAUGAAAUUCCACCAAACGAUACCUAUGGUCCUUGUGUAUUAUGUGAAACAUUUUUUAAUAUUUUAAGUAUUUUUUUGUCCAUGCCCAAGAGCCAGAAAUCAGCCAAAAUGCCGACUUAAGACAAUGCUAAAAGUUAUAUUGGAGGAAAACCCAAGUUUCUCCUGCUCAAAUUACGCCGCUGAUUUUGGUGAGCCAUUGACACUUAAAAUUCGAAUAUGGAAUCAUGGAAUUCGUGUUUUUUACGCUCGGACACCGUUUUAAACUAGACAUCUAGUAGCGUAGCCAGGGAAAAGUUUUGAGUGUUGUAACCCCAUACUGCUUCUUUUUUUUUUAGUUUUAGGUAAGGUGAAAGAAGUUGUAAAUCCCUAAACCCCUUCUAAUACCCUUCUCUUAUUGAUAAGUCCUGUUUACGCCACUGUCGACAAAAUCAGUAUGCCUAUUUAAAAUUAUAAUAUUUUCCGGAAGAAUGGCCGAAAUGUAUUUUCUAUUUGUUUUAUGAUGCGCAGGACGUGGUAAAAAGCCCAAACCCGGACAAAUGGCCAUGGCAAUGAUCGGUUCGGCCAUCGUCAGCAUGAUGACCGUUAAGACUUUGGCCGCUAUCAAGCUGUUCAUAAUCUACACGCUUUUUGCCACCAAGGUUGGGCUGCUAAUCGGCGUCUACUUGCUGGCGUCCAAAAUGUUGGAAAUAAAACAUACCUCGGCCAAAAAGGUGGUCAAGUGGGAACCGCCGCCGUUGCAACCGCCGGUUAUGUUCGUUUCGGUCGCAGCCGACCAACAGCAUCCCGCCGACGAAUCGUCAUACGAAAACCACUUGUUGCAUAAUCACCUACAACCGCCGCCACCCGGCCAGCCCAACCUCUUUCAGUACCAGCAUCACGACCAGUACCAGGUUCAAGACCCAUACAGUGACCAGUACCAACACCAAAACCAGCAACAGCCGUUCCUUCCGCCUGAUAAGCUGCCGGGUGAAGACGAAGACUUGCUGGCCCACUAUUCGCACAUCAGGCCGGUCACGUACAGACCGAAAAUAGAUCGCAACCAGUUGAACGACCUGGUCAAAUCCGGCAUUGGUGGUCAGGUAUAG